Messenger RNA from Polypterus senegalus (gray bichir), 3769 nucleotides. Its product is annotated as gastrula zinc finger protein XlCGF26.1-like. Gene Ontology annotation, molecular function: DNA-binding transcription factor activity, RNA polymerase II-specific; RNA polymerase II cis-regulatory region sequence-specific DNA binding. Lineage: Eukaryota; Metazoa; Chordata; Cladistia; Polypteriformes; Polypteridae. Gene Ontology annotation, biological process: regulation of DNA-templated transcription. The coding region runs from base 79 to 2049 and encodes 656 amino acids. The record is from RefSeq and is a predicted model, not a curated record. The transcript has 2 exons.
CAGGGCUGUCCAUGUGAGAAGUGAAUCUGAGAAGAGAAGGACAGACACUUAAAGAGAGAGAAGAGUUUCCCACAGAGUAUGGCCUCUGCUAAAGAAGAUGGUGUUGAUGAAAGAACAGUGGACAUUAAAGAAGAGGACUAUGAGCGGCUCACACCAGAGGGUGUGCGUGUGAAGCUGGAGGAUCACGAUAAAAGAAAUUCAGUUUUUAAAGAGGAGGAGGAGUGCAAGGAGGUGACUGCUGCCAUUAAAGCUGAGGAUUUGAAUGAUUUAUCUGUUGGUCUUGAACUUCAAAAGUAUGAAACUGAGGACAUUUUCAAGCAAGAUGCCUGUGAAGAAUCUCCAUACAGUUUACAGCACUGGUCCACUAAUACGGGACGACUGGCAACACAGGAGAAUUCUGCAGAGCUGAAAUCAGAGUUAUCAGAAUCUGAAGAGAAAAUCACCGAGGGAAAUGGAAGAGAAGGAGAAGAGUCACCUGGGAGUGCUGGAAUAAAUGUACAGAAGAAUGGCAGCUUCUCUCCACCUUCAUUUGGUCAGUCCUCUCUUCAGUACAAUGAGAACAGUAUGAAGAAAUCGGCAAAAGGAUCAGAGAACCAGACAGCAGCCUUUUUGCAGGGCGAUUCUCUCCCUUCUACUGGAGCAACACAGACAGAAGCCAUCAAAACUGAUAGACAACAAGUGGAGAAUGAAAUCCAAAUUCCUACUGGAGAAAAAUGUUGUUUGGAAUGCGGCAAACAAUUCACAUACAAAAGUGAUCUUAAUAGACAUAUGAAUAUUCACACAGGAGAAAAACCUCAUUGCUGUUCAGAAUGUGGUAAGUCAUUCUCAUGUAUAAGCUAUCUUCAGAAACACAGAAUAAUCCACACAGGACAAAAACCUCAUUGCUGUUCAGAAUGUGGUAAGUCGUUCUUAAGGAGAAGCAAUCUUCAGAGGCACAGAAGAAUCCACACAGGAGAAAAACCUUAUUGUUGUCCAGAAUGUGGUAAAUUGUUCUCCUGGAGUAGUGAAUUUGAGUUGCACAGAAGAAUCCACACAAGAGAAAAACCUUAUUGUUGUCCAGAAUGUGGUAAAUUGUUCUCCUGGAGUAGUGAAUUUGAGUUGCACAAAACAAUUCACACAGGAGAAAAACUCCAUUGCUGUUCAGAAUGUGGUAAGUCAUUCUUAAGGAGAAGCAGUCUUCAGAGGCACAGAAGCAUACACACUGGAGAAAAACCUCUUUGUUUUCCAGAAUCUGGUAAAUCGUUCUCAUGGAGAAGUGAACUUCAGUGUCACAAAAUAAUUCACACAGGAGAAAAACCUCAUUGUUGUUCAGAAUGUGGUAAGUCGUUCUUAAGUAGAAGCAAUCUUCAGAGGCACAGAAGAAUCCACAUAGGAGAAAAACCUCAUUGCUGUUCAGAAUGUGGUAAGUCGUUCUUAAGGAGAAGCCAUCUUCAGAGGCACAGAGGAAUCCACACAGGACAAAAACCUCAUUGCUGUUCAGAAUGUGGUAAGUCGUUCUUAAGUAGAAGCAAUCUUCAGAGGCACAGAAGAAUCCACAUAGGAGAAAAACCUCAUAAUUAUCCAGAAUGUGGUAAGUUGUUCUCCUGGAGUAGUGAAUUUGAGUUGCACAAAACAAUUCACACAGGAGAAAACCCUCAUUGCUGUCGAGAAUGUGGUAAAUCGUUUUCAAGGAGAAGCAGUCUUCAGAGUCACAAAAGAAUCCACACAGGGGAAAAACCUCAUUGCUGUCCAGAAUGUGGUAAAUCGUUCUCAAGUAGAAGCAGUCUUCACUGUCACAAAAAAAUUCACACAGGAGAAAAACCUCAUUGCUGUCCAGAAUGUGGUAAGUCGUUCUUAAGGCGAAGCUAUCUUCAAAGUCACAGAAGAAUCCACACAGGAGAAAAACCUCAUUGUUGUCCCGAAUGUGGUAAAUUGUUCUCAAUGAGAAGCACACUUCAAAGUCACAGAAUAAUCCACACAGGAGAAAAACCUCAUUGCUGUUCAGAAUGUGGUAAAUCGUUCUCGCGUAUGAACAAUCUUCAGAGGCACAGAAGAAUCCACACAGGAUAAAAACCUCAUUAUUGUCCAGAAUGUGCCACACAAUUUUCUGACAAAUGCAGUUUUCAGUGGCACAUUGAAAUUUAUGCUGGAGAGAAGCCAUAUUGCUGUUCUCAAUGUGGAAAAAAGCUUUAAACAUUAGCUCUUUUCAAGUAAACACACAAACUCCCAGUAAAGUGAAAAUGCAGUAUGUAUGUUCUGAAUGUUGCAAAUGUUAUACAAGCUAGAAAGGUCUUUAUCCACAUGCCAAAACCCAUACUGAAGAAAAAUCUCAUUGCUGUUCUGAAAGUGAGAAACGAUUCUUAUAUUUAAGCGUAAUUCAGUGCCACAUCCGAACUCUUACUAGAGAUAACCCUUAUUGUUGUUCUGAAUAUUAUAAGCAGUUCUCACAACAAAGCACCAUCACAACUCACAUCAGAUGUCACACUGGAGAGAAACCUCACCUUUGCUUGGAAAGUGGAAACAAUUCCAACACAUUAAUUCUCUGUGUAAGUAUACAAAAGUCAUACUGGAGAGAAGCUUUACAAUUGUACUGAAUGUGGAAUGUUAUUCUCGUAUAACGAUUCCUCCACAAUCAUAAAAUAAUUCAUUCUGGUUAGAAACAAAGCUCUUCUGACUGUGGCAAUCUUUUCUCAGUCCGCACAACUCCUAAAGAUCACAUGAGAAUUCACUCUGGAGAGAAACCUAAUAGCUGUCCAUAGUGUGGCUCAUGAUUCUCAAGUCCAAACGCACUUAGUUGCCACAGAAGGAUCCACACUGGAGAGAAACAGUACACCUGUUCUGAAUGUGGUAAAGGGAAUUCUUACAGAAAAGGGUUUUGGAGACACACGCAAAGUCAUAUUGGAGUAAAGCCUGUCACAGAAAUGACAUGAUAUUUCCAUUGGAUCCUCAUUCAAUAAAAAUGAAGAAAAAUCUUCUGAAUGUGGUAAAGGACUCCAGUUGAAAGUAGUUAAUAAAUACAUUAGAAUAGUGGACAAAGCACUGAAAGUGACAAACAGAUCCUAGAUGUAAGUUAUCCUCAGAGCCACAUAUGAACUCACACUGGAAUACAACAGAUAUUUAACAAACAGCAAGAAUUUUCUUCAACAACUUCUAGGUGCCAGAUAAAAACCUCAUUGCUGUCCUAAAUGUGGUUAACACUUUUCAUACAGCAAUGGCCUUCAUAGUCAUAAAUGACUGGCCUAUUGUGGUAAGCCUUUUAACUGUUCUGAAUGUUGAAAGUGGUCCUCCUGUAUCAGCUAUCAUCAACAUCAUGUAAGAUUUCAGGAAGGACUCAGAAACGGUACUGCCAGGACGUCAGCCAUACAGGGACUGAUCAUCUGUGCACCAAUGCUGUGACAUAAGAUGGUGAACAAUACAAACACCAGACAACAGAAUGAGGUAGCAACAGAACUGUGCGGUGAUGAUAACUUCAACCCCACAGCACAACUGAAAAAGUUCAAUGUAAUAAUAAAAAAUGGAGAAAUCAAAUCCACAUUGCAGUGCCACUGAAAACAAUGGGAAUAUUUGUGUUUUGGAAGUUUGGAGAUGAGUCCUUAUCUGAGUAGCAAUGAACUUGUACCGUUUGUGAAAGAAAAUAAAAAACAUUAGCUGUAAUGAUUAUAAGUAGUUACUUCACAAUACCAAGGACUAUAUUUUGUUUUAAUCGAGCUGUAGAGAGCUAUAUGAUUCGUUAUUUCUAUAUCAUCUGUUCUUCAUUUAGGUAAUUAAAUAAUUAGGCUUGUGCACAGAA